AUGUCAACUGUUUUUAGAGUUUUGAGAAAAGUGAUGCUAGUAUCACCUGAAAAAGCAACUUUGGUAGUUUUAGCAUGUGUCUAUUUACAUAACUUCCUAAGGAAAAGUAAACAUUCUCGCAACACUUAUACUCCAUCAGGAACAUUUGAUGAUGAGAAAGAAGGAAGAAUCAUUCCUGGACAAUGGAGACAGGGAAGCGAAAAUAAAAAUGCAGAGUCCUUUCUUCCAAUACCUAAGAUAGGUCGAAAAAGUUCGGCAAAUUGUGAAGCAAUUAGAAAUGAAUUUGCUACAUAUUUUAUGGGCGAAGAAUUACACUCGGAAUUGAAUAAAGAAAACAUCAUCUGUGACGACGGCAAUCGUCUCAUCAACAGUAUCCCUGAAGACCUCAGCCUUCAGCUGGCUUUGCUACUGACGAGACAGAGACCAUUUUCACAGUAUCCGGAAGACCUCAGCCUUCAGCUGGCUCUGCUACUGACGAGACAGAGACCAUUUUCACAGUAUCCUGAAGACCUCAGCCUUCAGCUGGCUCUGCUACUGACGAGACAGAGACCAUUUUCACAGUAUCCUGAAGACCUCAGCCUUCAGCUGGCUCUGCUACUGACGAGACAGAGACCAUUUUCACAGUAUCCUGAAGACCUCAGCCUUCAGCUGGCUCUGCUACUGACGAGACAGAGACCAUUUUCACAGUAUCCUGAAGACCUCAGCCUUCAGCUGGCUCUGCUACUGACGAGACAGAGACCAUUUUCACAGUAUCCUGAAGACCUCAGCCUUCAGCUGGCUCUGCUACUGACGAGACAGAGACCAUUUUCACAGUAUCCUGAAGACCUCAGCCUUCAGCUGGCUCUGCUACUGACGAGACAGAGACCAUUUUCACAGUAUCCUGAAGACCUCAGCCUUCAGCUGGCUCUGCUACUGACGAGACAGAGACCAGUUUGCAGUUUCCAUGGAGACCUCGGCCUCCAUUUGGCUCUACUACUGACGAGAUAG
Acanthoscelides obtectus is the source of this 987-nucleotide messenger RNA. The record is from the annotation of a GenBank genome assembly. Lineage: Eukaryota; Metazoa; Arthropoda; Insecta; Coleoptera; Chrysomelidae.